UAAAUUAAAAAUCUUGAGUAAAAUUAACAGUGGUGAAACAUGAAAUUGGUUUGUAACGUGUUCGUGGGUAACAGGAGUGUACCAAAUCAAGCGGCGAUGAGGAGGAAACAUGUUAAGUCCACAUUGGCCCUAUGUAAACAUCCAAACACUAAGGAAUACUCAUUUAUACUAUUUAAUGGUCAAGUCAAGAAUGGCACGAAGUAUAAUAUCAAGGGAAAUAUAAAACAAGUGCUGACAAAGUUUGUAAAUGAAGGAAAGUGCACAAUACAGCUGAACAAUCCUCCACACGACUUGUUCAUACAAGCAGACACAAUACAACUGAAAAGUUUCCUCCAUUUAUUUAAAAAAGCUUUGGAGAACAAAUUGUCAGACAAGGAUGUAACAUGUUCCAGUCUGAGCGUCACCCCAGUGAGACAGAAGGACAUGGCUCCCACAAAACUAAUAAUAUUGAAAAGGUCUGACUAUCCCCCGAGAGGCUUUCCCAGAACAUUGGAAGUACUUUACAUCAAUGAUAUUCAUCGUGCCAGCCUGGACAGAGGAAUUCUUCAACUUCUGAGGCUGAGAACUUUGGAUUUAAGCAACAAUUGUAUUGAAUACCUACCACAAGAGCUCAGCAAAUUACCCAGUCUGAAGGAACUUACCUUGUCCCAUAAUCUUCUUGGUAAGGGUAGACCUAAACAAUGGAAUUGGAUCGAUGGAAAUUUGGCCAAAUCUUUGGUGUCAUUAAAUUUAAGUCACAACGAACUGAAUUUCGUACCUGAUCAAAUUAUAAAAUUGUACAAGUUGCAUUCUUUACAUGUAUCUAACAAUAAUCUAACUAGUUUGCCGAGUGGUAUAGGGAAUUUAAGGAAUCUCAAAGUAUUUUCUGCUUCUGACAACAAAAUUUCAAUACUGCCGGGAAGUAUCAAGAAGUGGAAGCUGCAAAAUUUGGACCUGUCCAAUAACAGUCUGCAGCCGUGCUCGCAAAGUUUACCGCCAUCAAAAAUUCCAAAACCACUAGAAGUGUGUACUUUGAAAGAGUACGCGGCUAGGGCGGUUUUAUUCGCAGAAAUUCCCUAUCCGCCAGGCACUGUGCCCCAAACUGUGGCAAAUUAUUUAGAUCACGCGCGAUAUUGCGUUUGCGGCAAAGCUUGUUUCGACAUCUACAUCAAACACAGUCACAUGCUCUUACUUGAUAACAUUGCUGAAGUUAUGAGCACCAAUCUUGGUACCAUGGUUUAUGUACCAAUUGAAUGUUACUUUUGUUCCGGCAAAUGUUUUGGAACAGCUUUCCACAACCGAAAUCGGAACCCUAUCAUUUGAUAGGACGCGGUUGAUAUUAAUUAGGGGCUUUAAAAUUGUCUGUUUUAAUUUAGCUGUGAUAAUUUUGAGAAAAUCAGCGAUUUUGUAAUGAGUCUCUCUAAUCUUCAGUUUGUUUUUUACGUGUAUUUAUUUUUUUUACUUUUAAUAAAAAGUGCCUUGUGAUUAUUUUGUGUUACAUCUUUAAUUGUUAGAUGAUUAUCAGAAAACUGACGCAGUAGAUUUCGAUGUUCAUUGAAAUAGCUUGAGUUCCAAAACAAUCUGGGCAUUUAUCACAGUUUUCUGAAAUAGUAUAUAUAUAGGUAGAUGACUAAGGAAAAUGAUUAAUUGUUUAUAGAAGUUUACUGUAGUUACUAUGUCUUAAUGAAUGUUGUACAAAUUUGUUUAAUAGAUAUAAGAAUAUUUUUUGCAAUUUUGAUGUUAAAAGUUUCUAAUAUUCUCUCGAACUAUAACUUUAAUUCAAACACGGUUUUUAGCUUUUAAACCACCCAUAAAUGUAUUUUGAUAUUGCAUGUUGUUAAACUAACAUUAAAUGUUAGAUUUCCUAUUUAAAACUACUGAUGUUUUAUAUUACAUUUUUUAUUGCUUUACAAACUUUUUGAUGUGCAGAUAUAAUAUCAAUUUAUGCAUGUGAUGUAGACAUUCAAGUUUUAAAGUUUAAUAAAUAUUCUCAACAAUA
Aethina tumida (small hive beetle) is the source of this 1978-nucleotide messenger RNA. RefSeq names its product leucine-rich repeat protein 1 (gene Lrr47). The transcript has a single exon. Bases 40 to 1302 code for a protein of 420 amino acids. Gene Ontology annotation, molecular function: protein binding. Lineage: Eukaryota; Metazoa; Arthropoda; Insecta; Coleoptera; Nitidulidae. The record is from RefSeq and is a predicted model, not a curated record.